Aureobasidium uvarum is the source of this 1875-nucleotide messenger RNA. NCBI's taxonomy places the organism in Eukaryota, Fungi, Ascomycota, Dothideomycetes, Dothideales, Saccotheciaceae. The record is from the annotation of a GenBank genome assembly.
GCUCCUGCUUCUGGCCAAGUUGCAAAGUCACGGAAUCUCGAGCUCGGUCCUUUCCCGUCCGGCAAGAACUUGAGGUGGCUCUUCGAACUUCAACCUCCCAGCAGACCGACCUCCAUCUCCAUCACCUCUCCACUCCCAUCAAUUCCUUCCCGAGACCCGUCAAAAUGCUCAGCAGGUACGCUCCAAGCUGUCGCCACCAACUUUUGCGACGACAUCCCGGCUGACUCGACUGCGCUCCCCAGCGGCAUUGCCAGGUCAUUGAGGGCUUCUGCCCGUCGCCCUGCUACUCUGCAGCGCGCCUUCCAGCCCAUCAAGCCUUCGUUCGCUCCCGCCUUGAGCCAGCGCUUCGCCAGCUCCGCCUCCAACACCGAUGGCAGAAUCCACCAGGUCAUUGGUGCCGUCGUCGACGUCAAGUUCGACGGUGAGCAGCUGCCUGCCAUUCUCAACGCCGUCACCACCGAGAACGGUGGCCAGAAGCUCGUUCUCGAGGUCGCCGUAAGCUUCGCCGCACUGCCUCCCUACAACAUGCAUCAUCUAACAAGCUCUAGNCAACAUUUGGGUGAGAACGUCGUCCGCUGCAUUGCCAUGGACGGUACCGAGGGUCUCGUCCGUGGCCGCAAGGUCGUCGACACUGGUGCCCCCAUCAAGAUUCCCGUCGGUCCCGGCUGUCUCGGUCGCAUCAUGAACGUCACUGGUGACCCCAUUGACGAGCGUGGUCCCAUCAAGGCCACCAAGCUCGCCCCCAUCCACGCCGAAGCCCCCGAGUUCAUUGACCAGUCCACCUCUGCCGAGAUUCUUGUCACCGGUAUCAAGGUUGUCGACCUCCUCGCCCCCUACGCCCGUGGUGGUAAGAUUGGUCUUUUCGGUGGUGCCGGUGUCGGCAAGACUGUCUUCAUUCAGGAGCUCAUUGUGCGUUUCCCCAUCUCUAUCCCCUACUCUGCAGUUGCUGAUACUCGCCACAGNAACAACAUCGCCAAGGCUCACGGUGGUUACUCCGUCUUCACUGGUGUCGGUGAGCGUACUCGUGAGGGUAACGAUUUGUACCACGAAAUGCAGGAGACUGGUGUCAUUCAGCUCGACGGCGAGUCCAAGGUCGCUCUCGUCUUCGGUCAGAUGAACGAGCCCCCAGGUGCCCGUGCCCGUGUCGCCCUUACUGGUCUUACCGUCGCCGAGUACUUCCGUGACGAGGAGGGUCAGGAUGUUUGCCUGAAUUGUCAAUUGAUGGCCGGUUCCGAGGUGUCUGCCCUUCUUGGUCGUAUUCCCUCUGCCGUCGGUUACCAGCCCACCCUCGCCGUCGACAUGGGUGGUAUGCAAGAGCGUAUUACCACCACCCAGAAGGGUUCCAUUACCUCGGUCCAGGCUGUCUACGUCCCCGCUGAUGAUUUGACUGAUCCUGCUCCCGCCACCACCUUCGCCCAUUUGGACGCCACCACUGUCUUGUCCCGUGGUAUUUCCGAGUUGGGUAUCUACCCCGCUGUCGACCCUCUGGAUUCCAAGUCUCGUAUGCUCGACCCCCGUAUCGUCGGUCAGGAGCACUACGACACCGCCUCCAAGGUCCAGCAGAUGCUCCAGGAGUACAAGUCGCUCCAGGACAUCAUCGCCAUUCUUGGUAUGGACGAGUUGUCUGAGGCUGACAAGCUGACCGUCGAGCGUGCCCGUAAGCUCCAGCGUUUCCUGUCGCAACCCUUCACCGUUGCCCAGGUCUUCACUGGUAUUGAGGGUAAGCUCGUCGACCUUAAGGACACCAUCAAGUCCUUCAAGGCCAUCAUGGCCGGUGAGGCCGAUGACCUCCCCGAGGGUGCUUUCUACAUGGUCGGUGAUCUCGACUCAGCACGCGCCAAGGGAGAGAAGAUUCUUGCCGAGCUUGAGGGCAAA